AGCGGUGGGUUUUAUUUCCAUGUAUGAAUUCAGAGACUUGACUGAACUUGCUGCUGGCUCCACCCUCCGUUAGUCAGCCCGUCUCCUACGUGUUACAACGGUUGCCUCGAACUAACGAGCAUUUCGGGGAGAACAGGGUGGGGAAAAAAAAUAAAUCAUUUCCCCCGGUUCUCAUCUGAAGGAAUAAAGCCGCUUCACAGCCGUCGCAACUUCGUCAACUUUAAACUCUCAACGGCACCUUCGUUGCGGAGAGAAAACAGCCCAAAGAGAGACAGUGUUCCUCCGCCUCGGAUUAAGUUCUGCAUGGAAACCAAUGAUAUCUGAGAGGAGCGGAGAGAGGAGGUGGGUGUCGGGUGUACAAGCCCGUGUGUUUGUUCCUCUUCUUGUUCUGUUAGGCACGGUUCUCCGACACAAGCCUGUUUGGGUUCUGACACAUGUGGGAAAAGUAGUCCCAACUGUUGCUGCUGCUGCGUGAUCUAAAUCACCCGAAUAUAUAUAUAUGGGAUUUUUAAAGGCUUAAUUCCGGGUUGAGGGGGAGAAGAAAAAAAAGAAAAAAUUAUUGCUCCAAAAAAAACGCAAAUAAUAAUUGUGCUAGAAUUAUGGCGUUAAAGGCCAGAGUGUUGUACGACUUCCACUCUGAAAACCCAGGCGAGAUCUCCAUAACAGAGAAGGAGCUGGUGACUCUCUUCAGCGAGGAGGAGCUGGAUGGCUGGCUGGAGGGGGAGAACAGCAGGGGGGAGGCUGGCCUCUUCCCUGCCUCCUAUGUGGAGAUCCUCAGGGACCAAAUCACCUCCAACACCAACAAUAACGGCCUGUCCUCGCCCAAAAUCAAAGCCCCGACGCCCACCCAAACCUCCCAAACCUCCCAUUCGCCCCCAGACGCCCAGUCCCAGAGAGGACUCGGGGCCGGCAGUGGGGGCAGCGGCGGAGGCAGCUUCCACACCAGCCAGGGCAGUGAUGACGAUUGGGACGACGACUGGGACGACGGCUCUCCUGUGGCUGAUGCGUCACAGGGUCUCGGCAGAUCGCCCCCCUUGUACCCGGUGACCACUUCCCUGCCCGGGCGGCGCGAGAGCACCCAGCAGCAUCAGCAAGCCAAGAGCUCGGCAACAGUGGGGAGGAACCUCAACAGGUUCUCCACCUUUGUCAAGUCUGGCGGGGAGGCCUUCCUGCUCGGGGAGGCCUCUGCGUUUGUGAAGGACGGGGACAGGAUCUGCGUGGCGAUGGGGAAGCAUGGACCCGAGUGGCAGGAGGACCCGUACCCGUUCAUGUGCACCAUCGACGACCCCACCAAGCAGACCAAGUUCAAAGGCAUGAAGAGCUACAUGUCCUACGGCCUGACCCCGACGCACACCAACGUACAAGUCAACCGCAGGUACAAGCACUUCGACUGGCUGUACGCUCGGCUCGUGGAGCGUUUCCCGGUCAUCUCAGUCCCCCACCUGCCAGAGAAGCAGGCCACGGGCCGCUUCGAGGAGGACUUCAUCUCCAAGCGGAGGAAGGGACUGAUCUGGUGGAUGAACCACAUGACCAGCCACCCGGUGCUGGCGCGCUGCGACGUUUUCCAGCAUUUCCUGACGUGCGGGGCGGACGAGAAGGCCUGGAAAAUGGGCAAGAGGAAGGCCGAGAGGGACGAGCUGGUUGGGUCCAAUUUCUUCCUCACAAUCAGCACGCCUGCUGUCCCGCUGGACCUCCAGGAAGUGGAGAGCAAGAUCGAAGGCUUCAAGAGCUUCACCAAGAGGAUGGAUGAGAACAUCGUGGUCGUGAACACCACCAUCAGCGAGUUCGCUCGCAAGCAGAUGACAGGGUUUAAGAAGGAGUACCAGAAAGUGGGACAGUCCUUCGCACUCCUUGGGCAGGCGUUCGAGCUGGACCAGCAGACCUACUCGGCGGGCCUGAACAGAGCCAUCGCCUACACCGGCGAGGCCUAUGAGGCGGUGGGAGAGUAUUUCGCUGAGCAGCCGCGCCAGGACUUGGCUCCUAUUUCUGACCUGCUGGACCUCUACAGAGGACACCUGGCCAACUUUCCGGACAUCAUCCACGUGCAGAAAGGUGCACUGACCAAGGUCAAAGACUGUCCAAAGCAGGAAGGCGAGCUCCACGACCGCUGCAACAUCAUUUCCUGCGCCACGCUCGCAGAGAUCCAGCACUUCCACCGCACCCGCGUACGGGACUUCCGCUCCCAGAUGCAGCACCACCUCCGGGAGCAGAUCGUCUUCUUCCAGAAGAUCACGGCCAAGCUGGAGGAUGCGCUUCAGAAAUAUGACGAUGACCAGUAGGAAGGCAUGGGGAGAGAACAGAGGAGUUGGACUUCAA
Messenger RNA from Cyclopterus lumpus (lumpfish), 2316 nucleotides. Its product is annotated as sorting nexin-18-like. Gene Ontology annotation, biological process: cleavage furrow formation; plasma membrane tubulation; endocytosis. Gene Ontology annotation, cellular component: plasma membrane; cytoplasmic vesicle. NCBI's taxonomy places the organism in Eukaryota, Metazoa, Chordata, Actinopteri, Perciformes, Cyclopteridae. The record is from RefSeq and is a predicted model, not a curated record. The coding region runs from base 600 to 2279 and encodes 559 amino acids. The transcript has 4 exons. Gene Ontology annotation, molecular function: phosphatidylinositol binding; protein binding.